Molecule: messenger RNA, 1358 nt
Organism: Acomys russatus (golden spiny mouse)
Lineage: Eukaryota; Metazoa; Chordata; Mammalia; Rodentia; Muridae
Gene: Rad9b
Product: RAD9 checkpoint clamp component B
Exons: 11
Coding region: 35-1267 (410 amino acids)
Biological process (GO): cellular response to ionizing radiation; mitotic intra-S DNA damage checkpoint signaling; DNA replication checkpoint signaling
Cellular component (GO): checkpoint clamp complex
Source: RefSeq, a predicted model, not a curated record
CCGGGCAACUGCGGCCGGCGCGCUUCCACCCGCCAUGCCUGUUAUCCCGGUAGCAAUGCUGAAGUGCGAGAUGACGGGCGGUGAGGUGAAAGUAUUCGGGAAAGCAAUACAAACUCUGUCACGAGUGAGUGAUCACCUCUGGCUAGACCCAUCUGAGAAAGGUCUUGCUCUGAGAGCUGUGAAUUCUUGUCACUCAACAUAUGGCUAUGUCCUGUUCUCAUCUGUGUUUUUUCAACAUUAUCAAUGGUCACCCUCAGCCACGACGAUCGAUUCUGGCAUACCACUGAAUUUAAAUUGCAGAUUGGCAAUAAAGUCAAUUCUGCCAAUCUUUAGAUGCCUGAAUUAUCUCGAAAGAAGUGUAGAGAGGUGCAAGAUAGUCAGCAAGUCGGAUCAGGGCAAAGUCGUCAUUCAGUUCUUCUGCAGGCACGGCAUUAAAAGAACUCACAAUGUGUAUUUCCAAGACAGCCAGCCCUUGAAAAUCCUCUUUGAAAAGAGUUUGUGUGCGAACAUCCUGAUGAUUAAACCCAGACUGCUGGCCGAGGCCGUUUCUCUUCUAACAUCAGGCCAGGAGGAAGUCACCUUCUCUGCUACUCCAGGCAGCUUGUGCCUCAAGAGUUCAAGUGGGGAAUCACUGGAUUUAACCAGCUCUGUGUACAGUGAGAUGUCUUUUGGCCCAGAAGAGUUUGACUUCUUUCAGGUUGGAUUUGAUACUGAAAUAACAUUUUGUUUUAAAGAACUGAAGGGAAUCCUCACCUUCUCAGAAGUGAUGCACGCUCCUAUAGCCAUAUACUUUGACUUCCCUGGGAAACCGGUUGUUUUGAGCAUUGAAGACAUGCUCUUGGAGGCGAACUUCACCUUGGCCACAUUAGCGGAUUACCCAAGUAGAUUGUCUUCACCACAGUCGCUGUGUCUUUCCCAGACACGAAGGUCAGACUCCACACAGUCAGAUGCUCAGGUGGGUAAAAGCCAAGCCAGCCAGGCCCCAGAGAGCAUCUCUCGAGCAGCACCCAAAAGGCUGUUUCCCAAGGAUCCUCCAGACAGCAAUUCUGCAGCAGAGACCAAGAGAGCCUGCAUCAGCCAGGAUGACAUCUCUGAAGUCCCUGAAACUAUUGUCAGUGACAUGGAGGAAGGGCCAGGCCCUUCACCCCUCAGAAAGUUUUCCUGCUUGUUCUUUGGAGCAGUUUCUUCUGAACAGCAAGAACAUGUUGGCCACCCCUUGGACAGCCUGGCAAUGGCAAGUGACAGUGAAGAGGACGUGAGUGGAUGAGUGUCCACGGGCUGAUGCUCAGUGACAGCUUCACUGGGUGUUGGGCCUGGCUCCCUGAACACGGUGUCUCUGCUUUUCCCAGUAUCUUGGU